Molecule: messenger RNA, 1046 nt
Organism: Plectropomus leopardus (leopard coralgrouper)
Lineage: Eukaryota; Metazoa; Chordata; Actinopteri; Perciformes; Serranidae
Gene: dtx3la
Product: deltex E3 ubiquitin ligase 3L a
Biological process (GO): protein ubiquitination; Notch signaling pathway
Source: RefSeq, a predicted model, not a curated record
CAGACAUCUCAGCUGCGGGACUGCACGUGAGGCAGACAGAAGAAAAGCAGAAAACCUUACUAACGUGUGGAGAAGAGGAGCAUUUCAGCAGUAUGGGCUCUGCUCAGAGCAGUGACAAACUCCACUGUAACCGCUACCUGCGGGGCCACGGUCCUCCAUCACUGGUACAACAAGCUAAUGGAGAGGUGAACGGACUCUACAGAGUACAGAGUGGCUGCCAGCCAGAGGGCAAGAUGACCUGGGUGAUCCUCCACAGAGACCUGCCAGGAUUCCCUUAUGUGAACACCGUGCAGAUAAACUUCGUAUUCCCAGAUGGAAUACAGACAGACAAACACCCUCAUUCUGGCCAGCCUUACACAGGGCUGCGGCUCUGUGCUUACCUGCCUGAAAACCGUGAGGGCUGGAAGGUUGUCAAGCUGCUGGAGAAGGCCUUUAACCAUCAGCUCCUGUUCACUGUCUCCACCAAUAAAGAUGGAGAAGAUAUGGUUACUGCAGCCUCCAUCCCCCUAAAAACACAAACAGACGGAGGGAGCAGAGCCGGUGGCUACCCAGAUCCUGACUACCUGAAGACGGUGAGAAAGCUGCUGAGAGAGAAAGGCAUUGAAUAACACACAACACACUGCUGGAUGGACAGGUGAAGGCAGAGACUUCACACUACAGAUUAUCCUUGAGAGGCCUGAGAGUCUGUGCACUAAAUGAUUCUCUUUUUUGAAACUGUUACUGAUGGCUGUUGCUGUCAGUGUGUUAACUUGUAUAUUAUUACAAUAUUGCUUUUAGCAUUAUAACAUGUAUUAACUCCAGUUUUUCCUGUGUUUUGUGAAAUGGCAUGUCCUUGCAGGAGCCAUUGUUUUAUUGUAUCAGUACAAAAACAUGUUUUAAACUCAGAAUGAGCCAUUUUGUAGUAUUUAUACAGUAAUAUAAAUGGGCCAUAUCUAUGAAUGUGUGAACUAUAUAGAACCCUGAGUCCAAGAAAGGGGAUGCUGUAUAAAAUGUUAAAACAUGUGAGGGGGCAGUUUUUUCAUAAAAUAAACUAUUUUUUGAACUUA